GUUUUGAUCUUGCUCUAGUGUCCUAGGUCUUCGUCUUGUGUCUAGUGUCGUUACAUGUCGACUUGAUUGCAUAGAAUCGACUUGUUUGCGAAUCAUUGAAUAACGUAUGUAAAUUUUAGUGCUAUAACGUAUACAUAUAUAAAUAUAUUUUUUUAUUUUUUAAGUGCAAUCAAAUAGUCUUAUAUUUCAUCUGUUAUCAUGACACAAUUAUAUGAUAUUGUAAAUACAGUAUAAAAAAUAUACAAAAAUGUUGUGAAACUCUAAAUAAAAUUUUUUUUUAUAUAUUUUCAUCACGGCUAAAUUAUGGAGGAGCAUAACGGGUGUAAAAAGAAAAAAAUGGAUCAGUCUAAGGAUAAAAUUCCAUCACGACGCAAACGCAAUCUAAUGCGAAAUUUCAUGCAUCGUGAUAUUGGAAUUGGUACCAAAGGUAGUGCCAGUACUAAAUCAUUUGAAUUUCUUGCUGAAACAAAUUUAGUUCUUAAAGAUCAUGAGGAAAUGAAAUGCAGUAUUCCUGGAUCACCACGAGCAACUUUUCUUAUGGUCUUCAGUCCAGACGGAACAAAAGUCGCAUCAACCCACGGAAAUCACAACGUCUGUAUAACGGAUUUAACGACUGGAAAAAAUAUAAAAACACUGACAGGACACCCACGGACACCUUGGUGUAUAGCAUUUCAUCCUUCAAGUGAAUUAGUUGCAACAGGAUGUCUCGCAGGACAAGUGAGAGUAUGGGAUUUACACGGUGGCAGUGAAGUCUGGACAUCUUCUCACCCAACAGUGAUAGCGUCCUUAGCUUUUCAUCCAUCAGAGCGGCUGUUAAUAAUAGCGACUCACAAUCAAAUUCAUUUCUGGGACUGGCGUCAUUCGGAACCAUUUGCUGUCGCGUCGACACGAAGUGAUAAGGAGAAAGUACGUUUCGUUGCAUUUGAUAGAUUAGGAAGAAAACUAAUUACGGGAAUAGCGAAUACUCUUCACACACAGUCGCAGUGGGAUCGCGCACCAUUCGAUCAAGCUUACAGACGACUAUUGAGACCUGACUAUCGAGCGCCAUUUGAACGAACUGACCUCAGUUCAUCUUUGGGUAACAAUACUGAGUCAUAUAGAAUACCUUUGGUAAAUAUUUGGAAUAAUUUAAACAAUCGUCGUGUGCAAGAAUUGACUCAAAAUGUGCACCCAGUCGCCAGAACUAUUGACGAAAUGUUCAGGGCAACAAUCAGACGAAACUCACCCCGAGUUAAUCCAGAUGACGAGCAUUUAUCGCGUCACACCUUGCUGCGUAAUUAUGUAAGGGAUUGGUCGAUAGCAAGAUCUAUGGCGAGACUUCACUCGCGAAUUGACGAUAACGGUAACGUUGAGUCAAACAAUCGCGAUAAUUCGUCGUCAGUCUAUCAGCAAGGCAACGUAACGAUUGAAGUCCGUCGUAAUAGUUUUUUACCGCAUAACAAUGAAACAUGGGGACCUCCACGAGCCGCAACAGGACAACGUCCUCCAGCUGCUCCAUCAUCAGGUUACGACAUAAGUAUAUUGAGACACUUGUCGUCAUUUCGCACAGUACCUCAGUCAAUGCUUGAAGAUAUUUUCUAUGAAAUAGAUCGUAAUCGAAAUGGAUUACGUACUGCACGUCAUUAUUUUUCAUUUGCUCCACGUGACGCUCGCUGGCGUGAAUUAGCCGAGGCAGGUCAGCUUCCUCCCGUCCCUACUAUGUCGUUAUCAACGUCGCCGUCAUCGUCAAAUACUCCGUCUACUCCACGACGGCUUGCUGAAGAUAAUCGUACUGAUUGUGAUAGACAGUUAAUUUAUUUAUGGGCAGAACUACAAUUGAAUCAACUGUACAGAAAUCUUAUUGAUCAAUAUGAAAUUCUAGUCAAUACAUUCUUUGAUCCAUCAGCCAGCGGUCAAGAUGGAGGCGAUUCUAUUGUCAGAAGUUUUCUUCCAGUCUUUGAACGAACAAUCGCUGACAGAACGCAACGUCUGAGUUAUAUUUUACGUGUCAAUCAACUUCCAACUUCUUGUGAUCAUGUCGCUUUGGCAUUUCAGCAUUUACGUCGACAACGUGCUCUUGGCAGCUUGUGGGCAUUGCGUAGAGCAAUACACGAUACAGCUGCUAAUAAUUCAAAUUAUUUAUCAAGACUACGUAGUUUACGUGUGAGAUUAGAAGUACAAGCGACGGAAUUGUCAAACCAGACACGCAACAGGAUGCGUAACCAGGUGUUCCAAGCAACUCUGGACAAUGAACUGCGUGAAUUAAGAAAUUUAGAGAAUCAAUUUCACAUGGCUAAUUUUAGAAUUGGGCAGUUGAGACAAUUGUUCUUCCAGCUGUCAUUAAGGCCACUGCAACCUUUUCGUUCCUCGCCUGUCAAUAACGCUGAGAGACCAAUUGAUUGGGAAAAACUUAAUCGAUUGAUCGGAAUACCUCCAGAGGUUAUUUCGCUAUAUGACAGAAAUUUCCGAGCUGACUAUAAUUCAUCACCGACAUGGCAAAAUAAUGAAUCACGUGACCCUGACAAUAGCUCGUCAAGAACAGCCGGCACCUCGUCAAAUAAUAUUCAAUCAGGCAGACGUAAUCCGGGUACUUCAAAUAGACGUCUUUUUGAGCCGAGUCCUAACAGCGAUGGUGGGGAUGAAGAACCGCCACGUAGAAGAUUACGUAGAGAUGAUGAUGAUGAUAGUACUGGACAACGUAGUGAGAUAAGAAAUAAUGGCCAUUUUUCUACGGAAGCAACAGCUGAUAACUCAACGUCUAGUGAAGAAGGACAAUUUACUCAAGUACCACAUCCUGUUUUAUCCGUAUUCACCAUCUCGUCACGUUCAGCCUUUCAGCCCAGUGUUCCACGUAAUACCGUUCAAAAUCAAAGUCAAGAUACUUCCAAUAAUGCCCAGUCACGUCAGCCAAAUGCUAAUCAAGGGACUUCGCAGCCACCACCGGCUCCACCAUCGACAGCACCAGCAGCUGCAACAGCAGCAACGACAGCAGCUGCGACAACGAAUAGUGAAAACUUUCGAGACGAUCCUGUGUGGAUGGCACUUAUGAUCACCGCUAGAUUACAUAGUUUGCAACAAAACAAUGGAGCUAAUGACUCGAAUAAUUCUAGUGCUGAAAACACUGCUACCGUUCCAAGCACAUCAAGAUUAGGGACCAGUGAAAAUGAUGAUAAUCCCAAUGAUGUUCAAGAAAGUGAGCUGCUGUUAAAUGAGGAUGAAUUUAUGGAAGUAGAUGAUGUUGGCUUUGGUGAAGAAGACGAGGAAGAAGAAAAUGAUUCGCGUGCUACUGAGACACGUCAAGUUGAGGAGGAAGAUAUUAAUCAAGAGGAUGUUGAAGAACCAGAGGUCGAGGAAGAUGAAGAGGAGGAAGAAGAGGAAGAAGAUGAUGAAGAUGCUGAUGAUAAUGAAGAGGCUAGAAUAAAUAGUAAUUCUGCUCCACCAGGAGUUGUUUGUUUCUCCUUAGCAGGAGUUAGUAGAGAGGAAGAAGUACAGAGUUCUAAUACUGCAGAUUCCAGCAGACCGAGAUUGUCUCGAUUCUUAGCUUCCACGUCAAGAGAUUCAAAUAAUCAGUCAUCUCGUGCUGUUGAAGAUGAAGAAAAUACAGCUGAGCAAUCAGAAAUUGGUUACUGGUUACUUCAAGAGAACAGUAAUCCUGAUUCAAAUCAAGACAAUGACGCGGGAACUAGUUCAAAUUCAACACCUCUACGUUGGACAAGUCGCUGGAUUCGCACGGGUCCUUCCAACCGUCCGACAGAACCUGAAACUUCUAGAAAUACUUCAUCCCGCACUCCUCUGUCUCCAUACUCAGCGACGGCAACUCGCUAUGAACAGCCGCCGCUAUUUCCAUUCAGAAGUCUUCGUGACCAACAACGACGCAAUGAAGAGCAAAGAAGAAAUUCAAAUGAAUCACGCAACACUGAAGAUUCAAGCCACAGAGACUCUGUUAUUAAUUUACCAGCUCCACAAUUAGAAACUGGUAAUCACGUUCCUACAUCAUCAGUAAUACCGCCUCAAGAAUAUGCGUUUUCAAAUCCAUCAUCUCCACAAUUAGAUACUCCUGUAACUGUGCCAACUGCAACGGAACCACUUGAUAGAAUUUAUCCAUCAACAUCAUCAGCUCCAACUGCUACUGAUACGGUGCCACCUAACACCAGUACUUCAUCAGAUAAUCCUGACAGAUCAAUGGAUCGUCGUUUAAGAUUAUUCUCUCAUGGUAAUAUGCAUCCAACCACAUUUAGAGAAUUGGAAAAUGAAAAUAAUUCCCGUAAUAUGCAUCCAACUACAUUCAGAGAAUUGGAAAAUGAAAAUAAUUCCCGUGAUUGGCAUGAAAUAUGUGAUAUUUUACGCAUUACUACAAAUUCUAUUUUACGUAAUGAUACUACUAAUCCUUGUAACAACAACAAUAAUAAUAAUAAUAAUAAUAAUCAUAAUAAUAAUAAUAAUAAUAAUAAUAAUAAUGGUGAUAAUGAUAAUAGUAAUAAUAAUAAUAAUAAUAAUAAUAAUAAUAAUAAUAAUAAUAAUAACAGUAGUAGAAAUCAAUCAGAAUCAUCAUCAUCAAGACCAACAGGAUCACGGAUUAAUACACAAACAUCUGAACUACGAAGUCAUAUGUAUGAAUUUCGGCAAACAAGAUACAGAUGGUUAGCAGCGCUCCAGGAUUUACGAUCACUCCAUUCUCGAAAUAACGAACCACGAAGUACAAAUGACAAUCCAGUAGCUUCAACAUCACGUGAUAUGCAUGACUCGCCUUCUGUCGAGCGAUUGCGAAAUUUCAAAAAAGCUUUAAUACAAAAUUAUGAACGUCAGCAUGGUGGAUCAUCAUCAUCAUCAGCAGCAGGACCAUCGUGGUUGUCAAAUCAACGUACCACGACACAAAAUGACUCAAAUAGAACUAGCGGAGAGGCUACUCCAGUAUUUACUCCAGAACAAUACAAUAUGCUUGAAGAGCUGUCAAAUUGUAUACCACAAGAGUAUGAGGCUGAUGAUAUAUUUUAUGAGAAUUUCCUUUCUAUUUUAGAUGGUCGUGAUUACAGACCUAGUUCUAGUUCAUACUCAAACUCAAAUAGUGAUCACACCUAUUCAAAUUUAACAAUGAGAGACAUGGACAGUACGACAGAAUCACCUACAAUGUCUAGUUUAGCGCACCGUCUUUUGAGCAAAUGGACUCCACUGAGCUCCAGCGCAGAUCCAUCAUCCUCGUUGGGCGACAACGGCCUGCCAAGUACUGAAAUUCGCCGCAUAACACCUGGAAUCGCUGAGUACAUUCGUAUCAAAACUUACGCACGUGAUUACGUCCGUCAAAGAGACGACAUGUGGCCGCUACGUUCCGCCCUCCACGGUUUGGACACCCACUUGCUGAACUACUGUCGUAACUACUUGCCGGACUACGUAAACGGCACGUCAUCAAGGGCUAGGAAUAAUCCGCGAAAUUUCUCCGCAACAAUACAAUGCAUUGGAAGAACUCACUGGAGUUUGUCGUUUGCAUUUGAAAAAGUCCGGGCAACCCUGGAUACAAUAAAUGAAAAUGGAGCUUACGAAAGACUUUGCUAUAUAUACGUUAUCAUUCGCUUGGCUUUGGAAUUGAUAGACUUAGUAUUAGCGCAAUCUAUUGUUAUGUAUUCUGAAUCAAGAGAAAUUUCACGUGCGUCAGAGCGUCGAGGUGCGAGACAUGACCAAGCUUCGACCUCAGAACCAAGAGACGACAUUAGUCUGAUUGAAAGUACAAGACAAGAAUCAACAAGUAGUAAUUUGAGAUCCACAAGAUUACUUGGUAGCGCAGAAGUGUUACCAAUGCCUCGUAUGUUUAUUUUAAAUUAUCACAGACUGGCUGAACGACUGGAAAGAUUAUUUCCAAACUCAGUGAUCUAUCAAAAUCAAAAUAAUAAUAAUAAUAGUAAUAACAAUAAUAUCUUUACGCCUACACCGUCAACUUCUACUGCCAAUGAUUCUCCAAGACUGGGAAGAAAUACGGGUACUGCAUCUGAAAGUAGUACUCUGUCUGCCGAGCUGCAAAGUAUCAUUGAGAGGAUUCAAAAUAAUGUCAAUUCACUGUCUGGUAUCGUUGAUGAUACUCGGCUGUCUGAACCAACAAAUCCUGCUACCACAGGAACCAAUAACAGUACCAGUAAUAAUACCAGUAGUAAUAACAAUAACACGAGAGAGUAUCCGAGAGUACGACAUUACCCCCGACCAAUGCGUCUGCCAGAUGACGAUAUACUGAGAAGAAUAAGACGCCUGAGUGCAACAAUUCUAUUAAAUCGGGCAUCACGGCUAAGAUUUUAUCACCCAUCAACAGAGCCAGCCUGGUCACCACCAAUACGUCGCAUUACGUCGUCACGAGACGCACCGCGUCAGCAAUAUUACAAUGUACCAGUUGUGCAAGUGAACAACGUCCCUGUAAGUGACUUUAAUAAUUUACCAGGUCAUCGUGAUAAUGUACUGAGACUGCCGCCACCUUCUUACGAAACUCCACGGCGUAUAAUCACGACGAGAAUUCAAAGACAAAAUGCCGUUCAGUCCGACUCGUCGAACUCAUCAUCCUCGCAGGGCUCUGAUCACGCGGUACCGGAAUUUGCCUCACCACCAAGUGAGUCUGUAAGAGGUUUUCCGUGGACACCGAUGAUUAGUUUGAAUGAAAUAGCACGUGCACGAUUUCCAGGACUUGUUGCAGCGGCUGGUAUGGCUGCCGAAGCUGCUGGUGGACGUGGGGAGGGUCAAGAACCUCCAUCUAAUGACGACAAUGAUGAUGUGGAAAUAAGAACAGAACACGUUCCGAUGUUUUUCCAUGGACUGGAGUUACAGAGCUAUCGGGUCCAAGCUUGGGACUUUUCAGAUGGCAAAAUACCUGAUAUCAGAGACUCUGAGAAAAAUGUUGUUGUACGUGAAUGCAAGAUUCAUAAUGACGCAAACAUUGAUAUUUCAUCAGAUGGAAAAUAUUUGGCAACUUUAUUGCCAUCCGGACGAAUUCAUAUGUCAACAACAAUAGGAGUCUACAGUCUCGAUUGGGAGACUUUGGGCAAGCGGUUGCACUCAACAAAAGUGGAUCAAACAGUAAUAUCUCUGUCAAUAUCACCAACCCAUGGACAUUUAUUAGUUGGCCUAGCGUCUCGUCGCGUCCAUGCACCCUCGAGACCCUUUCCCAUGGCAUUAAUCUACAAGUUUAUCGACCGUCCCGCCGAGGAGGAUAGUGCGGAAAAAGAGACGAGGACACCAGAGGCCCGCGAAGAUGAAGUACUCGAUCAAUACAUGCCAUACAGUUUUGAAUCUUACGUUCCCUCAUUCCUACGGAAUCCUCGGGUGCACUCAAAUCGGUACGCCGCACGUACCGACGAAGACCAAAAAGACAGUCAGAAAUCAAUGGUGCUUUUGCGUGAACUGCAGCAGGUUAAUCGUGAGACUGCUGGAUACAUGAGUUUAAAUUGCAUAAGAUGGGUACCACAAGCUGGUCAAGGAAUUAUUUAUGCAACCAAUACUGGUCAACUUAAUAUUCUUCAUUGAUUCCUAUUUAUAUUUAAUAACAAUUACCAUGAUAAAAUUAUUAAUAAUAUUAAUAUUAAUAAAAAUAAUAAAUAACAGAGUAAAUAUAAUAAAAUAAAUAUUAUUAAAUGAAAAGGGAAAUGUAGAAGCAGAAAAUAUAAAUGGCAAAGCUCGGCAAUUUUUUUUAUAGAACAAUAUACUAACGACUUAUGCUCAUAAGUCACUAUCAGAUUGUGGAAUUAAAAUCUAUUUGACUAUUCAUUUUUUUUAGUUAUAUUAGUGUAUUGUUUUAAACAUUUUUUUGCUUUUGUUUUCUUUUUUUAUCUAUUUUUCUUGUCUAAUAAAUCUGUAGAAUAUAUAUUAAAUUUUUGAUAAUUAUUUUUAUUUAAAAUAAAUUAAAAUUUAUUUGUUAUUUUCACUGCGUAAUCGGAGUGGUCAUUUGUGAUAGUGGCAUCAAGCUCAUUGAAUUGAUUGUAAAAGAGUAAAAAUAAAUAUGUAUUACUACUCUAA
This is a messenger RNA of Microplitis demolitor, 7965 nucleotides long. RefSeq lists its product as uncharacterized. The transcript has 7 exons. The record is from RefSeq and is a predicted model, not a curated record. Gene Ontology annotation, molecular function: protein binding. Gene Ontology annotation, cellular component: intracellular membrane-bounded organelle. The coding region runs from base 304 to 7476 and encodes 2390 amino acids. NCBI's taxonomy places the organism in Eukaryota, Metazoa, Arthropoda, Insecta, Hymenoptera, Braconidae. Gene Ontology annotation, biological process: autophagy.